Messenger RNA from Fraxinus pennsylvanica, 1389 nucleotides. NCBI's taxonomy places the organism in Eukaryota, Viridiplantae, Streptophyta, Magnoliopsida, Lamiales, Oleaceae. The record is from the annotation of a GenBank genome assembly.
AUGAUGAACAAGAUAUUGUUGCUUGCACUUCUUCUUCUGCUACUCUUCGAGAACGGAGAAUCACAGUCCAUCAUCAAGACUCUUCCGGGUUAUUCAGGAACUCUGCCUAUCAAACUCGAAACCGGAUACAUUGAGGUGGGAAAAAAUGAUGAAGUAAAGCUAUUUUACUAUUUCAUUGAGUCCGAAAGCAAUCCUAGAACGGACCCUCUCCUACUUUGGUUCACCGGUGGACCGGGCUGCUCUGAUUUUACAGGCCUCUUUUAUGAAAUAGGUCCUUUAACUUUUGAUAUUGCAAAUUUUGAUGGAAGCUUACCAUCAAUUCUCCUAAAACCAUAUUCAUGGACGAAGGUUGCCAAUAUUUUAUUCAUGGACUGGCCCGUUGGUACCGGCUUUUCCUAUUCAAACACCUCACAAGGGUAUUCUUCCUCCGACACCAAAUCAACAAAAGAUAAUUACACAUUUCUUAGGAAGUGGUUAUUGAAUCAUCCCAUGUUUAUCAAAAAUCGUUUAUAUGUUUCGGGAGACUCCUAUGGAGGCAAACUAGUUCCCAUGGUUGCCUUGGAAAUAUUACGAGGUAAUGAAGCAGGACUGCAGCCACGAAUGAAUCUCCAAGGUUACAUUAUAGGCAAUGGAGUAACAGAUCCAAAGAUUGAACGUAAUGCACAAGUUUCAUAUGCUCAUCGCAUGGCACUUAUAUCAGAUGAAUAUUUUGAAGCAGCAAAAAUUAGCUGUAAUGGGGAAUACGACAAUCCCGAUCCAAAUAAUCUACAAUGUCUUGCGGACCUUACACGGAUCCACAAGCGUAUAGAUCCUGUAAAUGACGGUCACAUUUUGGAACCGAAAUGUAUUAAACCAGCUAAACUUGGACGGAAUCAUAAAUUUCAGGAAGAUUAUACAACUGAUCACCUCCUCCUGCCAUCUGAAAAAGGAGGAACGUGGUGUCGCAGUCAAAACUAUGCAUCAUGUUAUGCUUGGGCAAAUGAUCCGACUGUCCAAGAAGCUCUUCAUAUUAGAAAGGGAACCAUACUAGAGUGGAGGAGAUGCAAUCACAGCAUAUCCUAUAAACAUAAUGUACAAAGUGUUGUACAAUAUCAUAAACUCCUCAGUAAGAAAGGUUAUGAAGCUUUGGUAUAUAGUGGUGACCAUGAUUUGAAGAUACCUUAUAUGAGUACUUUAAAAUGGAUUCGUAGUCUCAAUAUGACCAUUGAGGACAGCUGGAGACCCUGGGUUGUUAAUGGCCAAGUUGCAGGAUACGUAGAGAGGUACAAGACCAAUGACUUUAAUCUCACGUUUGUAACAGUGAAGGGUGGAGGUCAUACAGCUCCAGAGAACAAACCUGAAGAAAGUUUUGCGAUGCUCCACCGUUGGCUCUCUCUAUAUCCUUUAUAG